CGCUCCCUUAAAAAGUUGUUAAGGAGCUUUUCUCGCUGUCUCCCUCGCGCCCUCUCGCGUUGCAACAAAUAAUAUUAGCGGGACUGACGCAGCCGAACUCCCGGUCGAUUUGUUGGGAGUGAAAAUAUUGCAAAGAAUAAUAUAAUAUGGUAACUGUAAAUAUGGAACCGAGACAAUAAUAAAGUUAUUAUUUACAAGAUUGUGACAAUAAAGAAAUGUGAGAUGUUAGUGGAGGCUGUAUUGGUAUCAGAUGUCUUUUGACAUGAUGACGUCGGAAUCAUCGAGGCGCAGCAGGGCCGUUUCCAUGGAAACUGGAGGGCUACCGUUGGUGUCAACAUUUGCAUUACUUACUAUAGUUGCAGGUCACCUUCAAGGGUCUGGGUAUAGUGAACCUGAGCCUGAGUUCCUGUCACCCUUGGAAAAUUUAACAGUGGCUAUGGGCAGAGAUGUUCACUUUACUUGCAUUGUGAACCAUCUUGGUUCAUAUAAGGUGGCGUGGAUCAAAUCCGACACAAAGAUGAUCCUCGCUAUACACACGCAUAUGGUCAACUUGAACCCUCGUCUGUCUGUCACACACAACGGCCACAACACUUGGAAACUGUACAUCAGUAACGUGGAACCAAAGGACUCCGGUUCCUAUAUGUGCCAAGUUAAUACAGACCCUAUGAUGAGUCAGAUGGGUUACCUUUCUGUAGUAAUCCCACCAGAUAUUGCUGACGAGGAUGGCUCAGAGGCUAGUGCACCCGAAGGUGGAUCAGUGGAACUUCGCUGCACUGCUACUGGAGUCCCGCUCCCUAUUAUAUCUUGGAGGAGAACUGAAGGACGAAACAUCAUAUUUCGUGACAGUAAUGGGAAAGAAACUAAAGUUGUGGACAGCUACGUGGGGUCGACUUUGUCAUUGAAGGGUCUACAGCGUACCGAUAUGGGGACAUACCUGUGCAUCGCGGCAAAUGGUAUACCGCCCACAAAGAGUCGACGAUACGAGGUGUCUGUACUUUUCGAGCCGAUAAUAAAAGUGGAUAGUCCAGUAGUGCUGCGAUCAAUUGAUAUGCAAGUUAGCUUGAUAUGCUAUGUUGAGGCGUCACCAAAGUCCCUGAACACUUGGCAGCGGGAGAAGUCACAAGCCGGUGGAAAACUACUAGAUAGUGCGAAGUACGCUAUAUCAGAACAAAUAAUAAAUGAAUAUUCAUUACGAAUGAAUUUGACCAUAAACCGGCUGAGGAAGAUCGACUUUGGUGACUACGCGUGUUCGGCCCUCAAUGCUUAUGGAAAAACUGAAGGCAUUAUUACAUUAAAAGAGACACCACAACGCACUACGACGACAACGACAACAACAACAACCACAACAACAACUGAAGCAACGACAACAACUUCAACCACGACUCGCGCGCCAAAGCGACACCUUAAGAAGCCACACGAGCGCAUCAACCAGAACGCCCUCGAUGCAGACCUGCGCCAAGCUGAACUCAACAACGCAUUCAAUUUCUACAAUAUAAAUGCGUACAGCCCCGCAAAUAAUAGUCACAAUGAGUACGCCCAAAGGACUGAGCGGCAAAAAGUACGGCCGUCUGGUCCGCCGCGACCCAAUGUCGUAUACAACAAUGCAUGCGGUAUAGGUCAUCUAUCUUUCAUUUUACUUGCUAAUGUAAUAAAAUUAGUUGUAUAAAUCUAUUUUACUUGAUAUACCGAUUUUAGUAUAUAUGUAUAUUACACUACUAGGUAGUGGAAACAUGGCUGUUGAAUUUUGUAAGUACGUAUUUUGAGGUUGUAAAUUAGUACAUCCGAUGUUGAUAUUGUUGUGGUAUUUUGAGAGUUAAACAUUAUCAGCCUUACAUUUGUAAAUGGAGACAAUAAAGAAUUGAUCAGUUACUGUUAGAA
Messenger RNA from Achroia grisella, 1878 nucleotides. RefSeq names its product lachesin-like. The transcript is spliced from 9 exons. The coding region runs from base 251 to 1666 and encodes 471 amino acids. The record is from RefSeq and is a predicted model, not a curated record. Gene Ontology annotation, cellular component: neuron projection. Lineage: Eukaryota; Metazoa; Arthropoda; Insecta; Lepidoptera; Pyralidae.